This is a messenger RNA of Mollisia scopiformis, 741 nucleotides long. RefSeq lists its product as uncharacterized. The transcript has a single exon. The coding region runs from base 1 to 741 and encodes 246 amino acids. The record is from RefSeq and is a predicted model, not a curated record. NCBI's taxonomy places the organism in Eukaryota, Fungi, Ascomycota, Leotiomycetes, Helotiales, Mollisiaceae.
AUGCCAUCAGAACAGAUGGAUCACUAUCUCGUCAAGCGGCGCUAUUACAAGCGUGCCAUCGACUUAACUGGCAAUGAAGAAGUAGUAGGAGGCUACUACAACCUGGAAGACGCCAAUCGGCGAGCAGAAGCAGAAGCUCAACGACUCUAUGCUGGUACCGAUAAGACAUCCACCGAGCCACCAAGGAACGUCUCUUACGGAGUGCCAUACUGUGCCUUUGUUGGUCUAAAUGAAGCUCGAGGAUAUUAUUCGGUUGUGGUUUACGUCAUAAAGGUUGAGGGCUUGAAAGAACCAAAGGAGGAGGACGACAAUGUUCGGGUUAAGUCGGAACCUGUUGAUGAUGAUCAUGGCCGCAGCGUCUUCACUUCGACUACAGCCUCCAGCCGCAACGUCAAAACCGAGCCGCACACCAACCCAGCCCCUUUUCCCCCCUUUCUACCCCAAGGACGACCUGGAUGUUUGAAAGGCCUCCACUACGCUUUCGUCGGCUUCUUGUACAACCAAGCCGCAAUCACCGAGCUCAUCACCAGUUGUGGGGGCGAGGUCCAUCCCAUCCACAAGCUUCGGCUUAUGGAAAUUCCGGCGCCCUCGAGCGUCAUCAUCAUCAAGGGCAUCAUGGGGGGAUAUGAGAGAGUACCGGUGGACUUGGGACAACGAGCUCCGAAUGGGCCCUGCCAUACCACUGUUUGUUGUCCGGAGGAGGUGUUUGAGUUUAUUGAGGCUGGAAGGGACCGACAAUGA